AUGGCAGUGAAUGAGACGGUGAACCUGUCGAGCCGGCUGCCCGCCCUGCACGGUAACUCUUCCCUGGAGCUGCAGUCACAAAUGCCGCGGCUGGCGGUCGAUCCCUGGGACGUGAUGCUGUGUAUUUCGGGGACGGUCAUUGCCUGCGAGAAUGCGCUGGUGGUGGCAAUACUGUUCUACACCCCGGCUUUACGAACGCCUAUGUUUUUGUUGAUCGGCAGCCUAGCGACAGCGGACCUCCUGGCCGGACUGGGGUUAAUCCUGAAUUUCUUUUUCCAUUACCUGAUCCACUCGGAAACAAUUAACCUCAUCACCGUGGGCUUUUUGGUCGGCUCUUUCUCUGCUUCGGUGAACAGUCUGUUAGCCAUAACGAUCGACCGCUACCUUUCGUUAUACAACGCAUUGACUUACUAUUCGGAAAGGACGGUAGCCUACACCCACAGCAUGUUGGCCGCGGCCUGGGGCGUUUCGUUUUGCCUCGGCCUGCUCCCUAUCCUGGGCUGGAACUGCCUCAAGGACGCGUCUACCUGCAGCAUCGUGAAGCCCCUGACCAGGAGCAACUUGACGCUGCUGUCAGUUUCCUUCUUUCUGAUCUUUCUCAUUAUGUUACACCUUUACAUUAAAAUAUGCAAAAUCGUGUGUCGCCAUGCCCAACAGAUUGCCCUGCAGCAACACUUCUUCGCAAACUCUUACUACGUGACCACCAAGAAGAGUGUCUCCACUCUCGCCAUCAUUGUCGGCACCUUCGGGACCAGCUGGCUGCCUUUCGCCAUUUACUGCCUGGUCGGGGAUCAUGCCUACCCGGCUGUGUACACCUAUGCCACUCUCCUUCCUGCUACGUACAACUCCAUGAUCAACCCCAUCAUUUAUGCUUUCAAGAAUCAGGAGGUGCAGAAAGCUACCUGGGUUUUAUUUUGUGGGUGUUUCCAGUCCAAUUCCUCCUUCCAUUCAAGGUCACCGAGUGAUGUCUAG
Molecule: messenger RNA, 972 nt
Organism: Hemiscyllium ocellatum (epaulette shark)
Lineage: Eukaryota; Metazoa; Chordata; Chondrichthyes; Orectolobiformes; Hemiscylliidae
Product: G-protein coupled receptor 6
Exons: 1
Coding region: 1-972 (323 amino acids)
Biological process (GO): G protein-coupled receptor signaling pathway
Cellular component (GO): membrane
Molecular function (GO): sphingosine-1-phosphate receptor activity
Source: RefSeq, a predicted model, not a curated record